Molecule: messenger RNA, 282 nt
Organism: Caenorhabditis briggsae
Lineage: Eukaryota; Metazoa; Nematoda; Chromadorea; Rhabditida; Rhabditidae
Exons: 3
Coding region: 1-282 (93 amino acids)
Source: RefSeq, a predicted model, not a curated record
AUGAAUAUACAGAAGACAACUAAUUUCGAAGCACUUCAACCUGCUGGAGCUGAAUAUGAACUCACUGAUAUUGAAAUUCAACAAUUGAAGGAUCACAAUCAGAAGCGUGUGAAACGUGUCGUCGGAUUCGUCGCCAUUGCAAUGACACUUCUCUCGUUGGCUCUCGUCGCUUUUUCUUUGGCACUUGGGCGAAAAAUUGAUUUGAUGGUUGAACAAAAAGUGGAAGAACGAAUGGAAAUCUACACGGCUCAUGGCAUAAAUUUGACUGAAACAAGAAGUUGA